Molecule: messenger RNA, 1231 nt
Organism: Esox lucius (northern pike)
Lineage: Eukaryota; Metazoa; Chordata; Actinopteri; Esociformes; Esocidae
Gene: asb8
Product: ankyrin repeat and SOCS box containing 8
Exons: 4
Coding region: 333-1202 (289 amino acids)
Biological process (GO): intracellular signal transduction
Molecular function (GO): protein binding
Source: RefSeq, a predicted model, not a curated record
GGAAGGCAAACGCGUUGGCUACGCUGUGCUAAAAAAGGCGUGUUCGGAAGGAUUAAAACCCCGGUGUCCUUUGUGUCUGACUAACUGGUCUACAAAUACUAAUGAUCAGUUAUUUUUGAUGCAUGGAGAUUUGUAGAUCAGUCUGCAGUGGCUUUCAUUUUUGAUUCAAUCGAUGUCUAAAAUGUCUCAAAGGCAAAUCUAUAUCUGGAACCAUUACCAUAUUUGGAGAUGAAGCGUGGGUUGAUCUGAACCUGCAACUUGGCCAGACAGGUGUUCAGUGUUGUUGCAGCGUCAGUGCACCCCAGCCCGGGUGCCAUGUUCCUCAGUUACAUAUGAGCUCUACUAUGUGGUACAUCAUGCAAUCUAUUCAGAGUAAAUAUUCCUUGUCCGAGCGGCUCAUCCGCACCAUCGCAGCCAUUCGCUCUUUCCCACAUGACAAUGUGGAAGAUCUGAUUCGAAGGGGCGCCGAUGUGAACCGUAUGCACGGCACCCUGAAACCCCUUCACUGUGCCUGUAUGGUGGCGGAUACGGACUGUGUUGAGCUGUUGUUGGAGAAGGGGGCGGAGGUGAACGCCCUGGAUGGCUACAACCGCACAGCGUUGCACUACGCGGCGGAGAAAGACGAGGGCUGCGUGGAGCUCCUGCUGGAGUACGGCGCCCUGCCCAACGCCCUGGAUGGCAACAAGGACACGCCACUGCACUGGGCCGCCUUCAAGGACAACCCGGAGUGCGUCAGGGCCCUGCUGGAGAGCGGCGGCUGCCCCAACGCCCGGGACUACAACAACGACACGCCGCUGAGUUGGGCCGCCAUGAAGGGCAACCUGGAGAGCGUCCGCGUUCUCCUGGAGUACGGCGCCCAGGUGCGCGUCACCAACCUCAAGGGCCAGACGCCCAUCUCCCGCCUGGUGGCCCUGCUGGCCCGCGGCCUGGGCACUGAGCAGGAGGAGAGGUGUCUGGAGCUCCUGUGCCGGGCGGCGGGGCGGUUUGAGAUCCGCCGGGCCGAUGGGACCUUGCCCAAGGAGCUCAGUAAGGACCCCCAGCUCCUGGCCAAGCUGACCGGCAUGGUGUCUGAGGCACCGACGCUGCGCUCCUUGACCCGGUGUGUGGUCAGACAGAGCCUGGGUGUGAGGUUCCUGCCCACCGCCGUCAAAGAGCUGCCUUUACCGGAGUCAGUCAAAGAGUAUUUACUGCUGAGAAACUGAGUUCACGGGGACGGGGACGGGGAUGGGGG